UAAUGGUAGAGGGGUGGCCGGCUUUGGACCCUCUAUACCGCUGGAAAACCGUGCUCCAUUUGGAAAUUGUGCUGGUUAAAUACAAAAACCGGAGUCCCGUUUCCAUCCUCUCCCACUCUGAACUCCAACAGGAAUCCAAGACCACUAUGGAAGUCCCACCCAAAAAUAAAAAGUGACCUCUUUUGAGAACUUUCCUGUCUUCUCCCUUCCAAGAUGAUACGAAGGCCAUCAUGAGGUUGUAAAGCGAUCCCAGGAAGGUGGUUGCGUUCCCUUAUCCUACUUUUCUUAAAGAUUCAUGGCUUUUGCUGCUUCUUCGUUUGCCGUGCUGCCUUUUUGAAUCAAAGGUAACAACCUUUUAUUCAUUGCUUCUUCCCUGCUUACCUUCUAAAAAGCUGUAUCUCUUAAUGUCUUGCAAGCUUGGAGUUGAAAGCCCUGGUUUCUCCUGUAAUCUCGUAUGUAUAAAAACCAGCUACAAGAGCUAGCACAGAGGAGCUGCUUCAAUCUCCCCUCUUAUGCUUGCACAAGGGAAGGACCAGACCAUGCACCAAGGUUCAAAGCCUCAGUUAACUUCAAUGGUGAGAUCUUUGAGGGGCCAAGCAAUUGCACCACUCUAAGGCAGGCAGAGCAUGCUGCAGCCGAGGUGGCCCUCACCAACCUCUCCACCAGAGGUCCUUCAAGGUCUCUGGCCGCUAGAGUCCUUGAUGAGACGGGGGUGUACAAGAACCUUCUCCAAGAGACUGCUCACAGAGCUGGCUUGAAGCUCCCUGUCUACACCACGGUGAGGUCUGGGCCUGGCCACCUCCCUGUCUUCACUUGCUCUGUGGAGCUUGCUGCUAUGAGCUUCACUGGUGAGCCAGCAAAGACUAAGAAGCAAGCUGAGAAGAAUGCUGCCAUGGCUGCUUGGUCUGCUCUUAAACAAAUGCCAGAUCUGGGUUCUUCCUCUCAGCAGGCCAAAGAGAGAGAGAAUAGUGAAGAGCAGGAAGAGGUAGUUGUGACAAGAGUUUUAUCUAAUUUGAGGCCUAAAGAGGAGAUCAAACCAAUGAGACAGAGAAAUCAGCAGCAUCAGAGGAGCAGGGUGAUGUUAGGCUCUAGAGAAGGCACCUCUGCUUCUUCUCUCAAUUCUUUAGGUUUUCAUCACAAAUGGAAGGCUAUGGAUCCUCUAUCCCCUCAACGACAGAGAUGUUUCCUAGCUCCCCCACUUUCCACUGGCCCCAAGAUUUUACCCCCACUGCCCUUAUCGCAGCAGCACUCAUCUACCACCCCUCAAGAGCCACAUUUCUCCAAGGACAAGAGCAACAAUCUUCCUCUCUGUUCAUCAAAUAGACCAUUGCCUCCACCUCAAUUGGAGGAGAAACAAAAGGAUGAGGAGGAACAGAUCAAUGGGAAUUCAGUUGCAAAGCCAACUCCAGCAUAUGCUCUCAUGCCGGCCUAUUGCCGAGCCUUUUCUAUGUCGAAUACUUCGGUCUCCAACCGAAUAAUGGAUCAAAGAAUUCAGCAAAGCCAGAUGGGUGCUAGGACAUUUGGCCCCUCUCCUCGAACCAAUCCUUCAACUGGAGCAGCUACUACAAGAAAUAUCCAGCCAAUUCCAAUUCCCACAAUUUUUGCCAGUGGUGGAUACCAUCCACCUGGUAUUGCUCCUGCUGUGCAUAUAAGAUCCGUGAUUCCAGUCUGCGCCGCCCCGCCGAUGAGGCCGGCUGUUAACACCACGGUAGUCCAGAAGAAAGAAGGAGAGAUCUCGGCAGCCACCUCAAAGCUCAAUAGGCUCCACUUGUGAAGAUGGAAUGAAUUGCUUCAGCAUCCCUUGAUAAACUUCUUUUCUGAAUACAUAUUCUGCAGGUUUUGACUCUAUGGGGAUUUUGUUCUUGAGAACUCUCUCUUGCUUUUGCUUGUUUGAAAUUCAUGGAUUUUGGCUCAUGGAUCUUCUGCUGAGGGUGGUUCCUUGGGUGGAAUUUUGUCACAUCCAGCUAUGUAACUGAUAGACUUGUACUCUAUAUUCUCUAUGUUUUCAAUGAUAAUGUUACUGCUGACUAGAGUUAUAGACAAAAAGCAUCAUACAGACAUCAAUUUAACACAUCAUACAUACAAA
Molecule: messenger RNA, 2086 nt
Organism: Elaeis guineensis (African oil palm)
Lineage: Eukaryota; Viridiplantae; Streptophyta; Magnoliopsida; Arecales; Arecaceae
Source: RefSeq, a predicted model, not a curated record